Phoenix dactylifera (date palm) is the source of this 2826-nucleotide messenger RNA. RefSeq names its product granule-bound starch synthase 2, chloroplastic/amyloplastic-like. Gene Ontology annotation, molecular function: alpha-1,4-glucan glucosyltransferase (UDP-glucose donor) activity. The record is from RefSeq and is a predicted model, not a curated record. NCBI's taxonomy places the organism in Eukaryota, Viridiplantae, Streptophyta, Magnoliopsida, Arecales, Arecaceae.
UAUCGGACGCCACCUACUCUCUGUCCUCUGGUCCCCCUUCUCCCGGACCGCUCCAUGGCCUCUUCUUCUCUCCUCUCCUCUCCGCCGCCGGCGCCGCUGUGUCCGCCACUUCCCCGCGGCGCCCCCACCCUCCUCUCCGCCGCUAAUAGGCAGCCUUUACUAUAUUCAACGCGCCCUCCGCCGCUCGCCAGGGCUAAUAUUCAGACUAGACUCCACUGUGGGGAUGCUAAUGCCAGUGCUUGCAAUAUGAGGUUUUUGAGGGCUGGUGGCUGUAAAUUAUUGGUCGGUUUAAGCUCCAGCAACCGAGAGAGGGGAGAGGCUCUGCGAGCAGUGGGAGGAAGCAAUCUUGAUGAAGGACAAGAGGAGGGUAGUGAUGAAGAUGUUGAGGAUAUUACCGAUGAUGCACUUCGGGCUACAAUCAGAAAGAGCAAGAAGGUCUUGGCAGUGCAGCGGAAACUACUUCAGCAGAUUGUAGAAAGAAGGGAACUUGUUUCAUCUAUAAAGGAUAGUGUUGUUAACACAGAACAGGAGCCAGUUUCUAAUAGUUGGAGCAAUAAUUCUUUAUCAGAUGCAGAUGUUGGUGGUUCUUUCUCAAAUCUCAAUAUAGAUUCGACUGGAGCAGAGCGUCAUAGAACAUACAACAGUAACAACACUGGGAGUUCUGCAGACAGCUUCACCCAAUCAGCUGAAGUUGGUAGAAGUGAAAGUCAACCUACUACCUCUAGUGAAGAAUCAUUUUAUGUGGAGGAGGAACCCAAAGAUGGUUUGGAAGUUCUUGGAUUAUUAAACGAAGUUGAUUUGGAAAUACCUCAGUCUGAAAUUAUGGCACCAGUUCUCCCUGAGGCCUCUGAAUCUUCUAAUGUAAAAGACGAGAAGCACGAGGAUCUGGCGGAAGCAAAGGUAGUUGGUUUAAGUGAAGAACAAGAGGUGGCACCUGACGAAGAAUACUUGGAUUCUCCUCCUUUGGCUGGGGCAAAUGUCAUGAAUGUCAUAGUAGCAGCUGCAGAAUGUGCUCCUUGGUCCAAAACAGGUGGGCUUGGUGAUGUUGUUGGGGCUCUACCAAAGGCUUUGGCUCGGAGAGGACAUCGUGUUAUGGUAGUGGCACCAAGGUAUGGGAACUAUGCUGAAGCCCAAGAAGUAGGAGUACGGAAAAGGUACAAGGUUGAUGGGCAGGACAUGGAGGUAACCUAUUUUCAUGCCUACAUUGAUGGUGUGGAUUUUGUUUUUCUAGAUAGCCCUGUUUUUCGUCACAUUGGAAAUGAUAUUUAUGUGGGAAAAAGAACGGACAUUUUGAAACGGAUGGUUCUAUUCUGCAAGGCAGCUGUGGAGGUUUGUUUUCUUGUUCCAUGUGGUGGUGUCUGCUAUGGAGAUGGAAAUCUGGUUUUCGUUGCAAAUGAUUGGCACACUGCACUGUUACCUGUUUAUCUGAAGGCAUACUACCGUGACCAUGGAUUGAUGAUUUAUGCCCGAUCUGUUCUGGUGAUACACAACAUAGCAUACCAGGGCCGUGGUCCAGAAGAUGACUUCGUCUUUGUUGAUUUGCCCAGUAACUACAUGGACCUUUUUAAGCUAUGUGAUCCUGUUGGAGGUGACCAUUUCAAUAUUUUUGCUGCUGGCUUAAAAACUGCUGACAGGGUGGUUACUGUUAGCCAUGGUUAUUCUUGGGAGCUGAAAACACCAGAAGGUGGUUGGGGUUUGCAUGGGAUCAUUAAUGAGCUUGACUGGAAAUUCCAGGGCAUUGUAAAUGGGAUCGAUACAAAAGAUUGGAACCCUAAAUCUGAUGUACACCUAAAAUCUGAUGGUUACACCAACUACUCGCUCGAAACUCUUCAGAGUGGCAAGGCCCAAUGUAAGGCUGCUCUACAGCAAGAGCUUGGCCUGCCAGUCCGCGACAAUAUUCCUGUCCUUGCUUUCAUUGGGAGGUUGGACCAUCAGAAAGGUGUUGAUCUCAUUGCGGAGGCCAUGCAUUGGAUUGUUGGUCAGGAUGUGCAGUUGGUAUUGCUGGGCACCGGAAGACCAGACCUCGAAGAGAUGCUGAAGAAUUUCCAGAGGCAGCACGGUGACAAUGUUAGAGGAUGGGUUGGGUUUUCUGUGAAGAUGGCACACCGUAUCACAGCAGGUGCUGAUGUCCUACUGAUGCCAUCAAGGUUCGAGCCUUGUGGUCUGAACCAGCUCUAUGCCAUGAUGUAUGGGACAGUCCCUGUGGUUCAUGCGGUUGGUGGCCUUAGGGAUACUGUACAUCAAUUUGAUCCUUAUGGGGAGACAGGGCUUGGGUGGGCCUUUGAGAGGGCCGAGGCAAAUCGACUGAUCGAUGCACUGGGAAAUUGUUUAAGGACAUACAGAACUUAUAAGAGCAGUUGGGAGGGGCUUCAGAAGCGAGGGAUGAUGCAAGAUCUCAGUUGGGAUAAUGCUGCUCAUCGUUAUGAGGAAAUACUUGUUGCUGCCAAGUAUCAAUGGUGAUCCAACAAAGCAUGUUCUCUCUGGUUCUCGGCCUAUCAGUCUGCAACUAUCUGCCACUGAUUCAGAUGUUAUAGGGAUGCCACCAGGCAGUAGCACAGUUGCAGGUUGGCCAUCUUUUUGGCCUCUCUUUUCUUUCAUUACGAGCAAGGGGGAAUUCACGACCUGAGUAGAUGUCCGAUAAUUUAUUUCUUCAAGUUUUUUUUUUUUGGGUAAAAGGCAAUUCUCUGUAAUUUUGACUGUUAAAUUGUCUGAAGAUUGUAAAAACCCUUGGUUGAACCAUGCGUGGACUUGAUGGUGGAUCUAUAUUUUCUCAGUAAAACUUGCAUUAAACUGUUUGAAACUUUGAGCUGUAUAUGCUGAGCAGAA